CCCGUCGCUCUCUCUCUCUCACACUCUCUGAACUUCCGCCUCCGCCGGUCGUAGCGCCGCAGCCUCCACUUCAGCCUUCGAUCGUCAUCGUCGUCGCGGCCUCCACUUCGGCCUCCGCCUCCGCCGGUCGCAGCGCCGCAGCCUCUGGUCCAAGAUCUGAUCUACCAAGCAGAAUUAGCAAAAGGGGCUUGCAAGGAUAGCUUUGUUGGGCUUGCAAGAAACAACAUGCUUUGAUAAAACAAUAAUCACAAGCCUUAAUCCCAUUUGCCUGGGGCAGCAACAUGAAUUCUAUAACUCUUAACGAUUUCUAUUCAUGAUCAUAUCUACCGUAAGGCCAUUAUGCCUUAUGUCAUGUUUAAGGGUUUUGCACCAAAUUUUCUUUGGUCAUCCUUUCCAUUUUCUGUUACAAACUUCAUCCAUUUCAUCCACUCGCCUAUCAAGUGUGUUUAUCGAUUUCCAUCUCACAUGGAGAGACAACUUGGAACGACCCUAGGCCCUCAACCAGGCAUAACACGACCCAUGGAUCUAAAAGGCAUCAACCAUUAUUUGAUCCCAACACCUCUGCAAGAACCUAAUAAUUUCACUUGGAAACAGACUAUAAUUGAUCUUCUAAAGGCAUGUUCAAGCUUGAAGCAGUUGGGAUCAAUAUAUGCAUUCAUGGUUAAGACAAACACCAACGAAGAUUGUUUCCUAGUGAACAAAUUUAUCACUGCUUGUUCAGUAUUUCGUCAAAUAGAUUAUGCAGUUUUGGCCAUUACCCAGAUGAGAAACCCUAAUGUUUUUGUGUACAAUGCGAUGAUCAGAGGCUUUCUUCAUUGUUCUUCCCCAAUUCGAGCUCUAUUGCUUUACUUGGACAUGCUUAGAGCGCAAAUUUGUCCCACUAGCUACACGUUCUCGUCUAUAGUUAAAGGUUGCACGCUAGUAUCUGAUUCAAAAUUCGGGGAGGGUGUUCAUUGCCAUAUAUGGAAAUUUGGAUUUGCAACACAUUUAUAUGUUAGGACUGGUUUGAUUGAUUUGUAUGCGAAUUUUGGUAAAGUAGUUGAAUCUAGACAAGUGUUUGAUGAAAUAUGUGAAAGGGAUGUUUUUGCAUGGACUACAAUGGUUUCUGCUUAUGCCAGAGUUGGGGAUGUUGGUUCUGCAAGAAUUUUGUUUAAUGAGAUGCCUGAGAGAAACACUGCUUCGUGGAAUACAAUAAUGGAUGGAUAUGCCAAAGUAGGGGAUAUUAAGACUGCUGCCUUGUUGUUUGAUGAAAUGCCCACGAAAGAUUUAAUUUCAUGGACGACAAUGAUCACUUGUUAUGCUCGAAACAAGCAAUAUACUGAAGCAUUGAUAGUUUUCAAUGAGAUGAAAAACCAAGAUAUCAACCCUGAUGAGAUGACCAUGGCAACUGUUAUUUCAGCUUGUGCACAUAUUGGAGCCUUGGACUUGGGAAAGGAAAUACAUCUCUAUGUAUUGCAAAAUGGCUUUGCACUUGAUUCUUAUCUUGGCUCUGCAUUGAUUGACAUGUAUGCUAAGUGUGGGAGUUUGGAUAGAUCACUUGUGGUGUUCUUCAAAUUGCAGGACAAAAAUCUAUUUUGCUGGAAUUCUGUAAUUGAUGGGCUUGCAUUCCAUGGUCAUGCAUAUGAAGCAUUGGCAAUGUUUAGUAGGAUGGAGAGGGAGAAUAUAACACCAAACGGUGUCACUUUUGUUAGUGUUCUUAGUGCUUGUACUCAUGCUGGACUAGUUGAUGAAGGGCGUAGGAGGUUCCUAAGCAUGACAAAUGAUUAUUCCAUUUGUCUUGAAAUACAACAUUAUGGCUGCAUGGUUGACUUGUUUUGCAAGGCUGGAUUGCUUGAAGAUGCUUUGGAAUUGAUACAAAGCAUGGAAAUUGAACCAAACUCUAUUAUUUGGGGUGCUUUACUGGGAGGGUGUAAGCUUCACAAGAACUUGGAUAUUGCUCAAAUUGUUGUCAACAAGUUGAUGAUAUUGGAGCCAAACAAUAGUGGGUAUUACAACCUUUUGGUCAACAUGUAUGCAGAAGCAAAUCGGUGGAGUGAGGUCGCUAAUAUUCGAUCAAUUAUGAAAGUAUAUGGUGUAGGAAAGACAUCUCCUGGAUCAAGUUGGAUUGAAUUGGAUAACAAGAUUGAUGUUUUUGCAGCUUCUGAUAAAUCUCACCCAUGCUUGGACAAAAUUUAUGCAGUAUUGGGUGAAUUGGACAAGCAGUUGAAGCUAGUUGGUUGUCAAACUGAAUUUCACUUUGCUUAA
This is a messenger RNA of Diospyros lotus (date-plum), 2244 nucleotides long. RefSeq names its product pentatricopeptide repeat-containing protein At1g06143. Gene Ontology annotation, molecular function: protein binding; RNA binding. Gene Ontology annotation, biological process: RNA modification. The record is from RefSeq and is a predicted model, not a curated record. Lineage: Eukaryota; Viridiplantae; Streptophyta; Magnoliopsida; Ericales; Ebenaceae. Bases 340 to 2244 code for a protein of 634 amino acids. The transcript has 2 exons.